CGCCACAGUGAGUACUUGAAAAACUACAUACAACUUCGGAAGGCUACCUCGCCUGUCUGCUUUAUGGUGAACACGAGGCGAUCUUAAAGUGGUAUUGAAAAAACGGGAUUCAAGUUAUUAGUCAACGGUCUAAAAAGACAAUUGAAUGAAUGUUUUGUGCAUUAUUUGUUCGUUUAAAAUAGUUUAAUAUAGUUUAUUUAAUCCAAAGUAUGGAUGACGCGUGGGAUGCUGAUAGGAUUGAUGCCAGGCUGGAAAUGGCUUUACGUUCAAACAAGUGGGAGGGAGAGGAUGAAGAAGAAGAUGUCAAGGAGAGUUGGGAAGAUGUAGAUGAAGAAGAAGAAAAGAAAGAUGUUGAGAAACCCGCUGAAGCACCAAAAGCAAAACCUAAACCCAAAAAGAAAGUAGCUGAGAAAAUUGAAGAGAAAGAAAGGAAGGCUCGUGAAGAAGCUGAGAGAAAGGCUAAGGAAAAAGAAGAAGCAAUGACUCCUGAAGAGAGGAGAGCGGAACAACUAAGACGACAAAAAAUGGCCGAGGAAGCUGAUCUUCGACUAGCUAUGGAAACAUUCGGUGUCACAGCUAUUGAUGCAAUGAUGCCAGAUACGAAAGAAGAAUUCGAAAGCUUCGGAGAAUCCUUAUUGCAAAAGAUCAAUCAAUUCAGCAAGCACACAGAAUAUCCAGCAUUCGCCGAAGAUUUAAUAAGCCGCAUAGCAGUAAAUUUACCAUCAACAAGCUUAAAAAAACUAGGAACGACAAUCAAUAAUUUAGCAAUCGAAAAGCAAAAACUUGAAAAGGGUGAUAAAGGCAAAAAGAGUAAAGGUAAAGGCAAAGCUAAGCUCAAAAUUGAGGGAGAAAAUAGCCAUCUUAGCGAAUACGAUACUUACGGAUAUGAUAAUGAGUAUGAUGACUUCAUGUAGCGGCCGUUCAAUUUUUUAUUGUACUAUCUAGUCGGCUCUACACACUUACAAAAAAUAAUGAUGACUCGUAAUAAUUUUACGAAUAAAUAUUAUACACUGUGGAUAUUGACUGUUAUACAGAUUUAAAGGUGUACAUUAAUUAAAGUCACCUUAAAGUUUUUCAAUUAUAUUGAAUUUCUCUAUAAAUAAAUAAUUUGAAAACAGCCAAUUAAGGAGAGUAAAUAUCCAAAAUAAUGUUAUUUUAAUAAGAAAGAACGAUUUAUGUGUGUAUAGACGACAUCAUAAAAUGUAAGAAACAUUCAAAUACUUGUUUCUUUGAUGUGUCUUUUUCCUUUGUCUUAUAUCUAAUAUAAAAAUUAUUAGAAUCUAUAAUACAGGGAAGCGGACACCGCAAUAUCAUCAUCUUUGUUGAGAUGCUGAAUAUCCGUUGAUAAUUAAUAUUGAAAUGUGCAUAUUUCUUAAUAAAGGUUGAUCACAAACAUA
Messenger RNA from Chelonus insularis, 1397 nucleotides. RefSeq names its product eukaryotic translation initiation factor 3 subunit j (gene eIF3j). Gene Ontology annotation, molecular function: translation initiation factor activity. The record is from RefSeq and is a predicted model, not a curated record. The coding region runs from base 210 to 914 and encodes 234 amino acids. Lineage: Eukaryota; Metazoa; Arthropoda; Insecta; Hymenoptera; Braconidae. Gene Ontology annotation, cellular component: eukaryotic translation initiation factor 3 complex; cytoplasm. The transcript is spliced from 6 exons.